CCUGGGGGAGCGGCUGGAGGGUCGCCGCGCGGUCUGGCCGGGCCGGAGCAGCCGCCGCAGCCGCGGGAGGCAAAAAGAAUGCCAAAAAGAGCCUGCUCGACGACCGAGAAUCACAAGCAGCUUUAAAAAGGAAAGCAAAUCAAGCCAGCAAUCAAAUCUUCUCCACUUUCUCCAGAGAACCCCAAAACUCUUCUUCCCCAGCAAAAGACAGAUGAGGGAGAGAAAAACAAGAGGAGAGGGUUUUUCAGCUGGACAAAAUUGAAUAUGUUGAACUCAAAUAUUACAUGAAAAGGUCAAGGAUGAUAAUUUCUAACUUGAGAGAAAAAGGAGGAAAUAUCUGUAAGUCAGUGGGGAGGAAGAGGUCUCUUGGAUGGCCACUUAUGGGAGAGAUUACGCAAGCCUCACCCUGUGACGAAGGAAACAGUCGCUUGAAUGGAAGCACCACCACACAAGGGAUCAGAAAUAGUCUUGGUCUCCUUCAGAAUCCAAGAAUACCACUGGUGGAAAAGCCCCACAGAGGUGUAUUUUGUGGGGAAAGCACAGAUUACGGAUCACAGCUGAUCAUGCACAAGAGAACUCACACUGGGGAAAAACUCUAUGAAUAUCUGGACUGUGGAAAAAGUUUCAGUCCGAAAUCCAACCUGGUGAUAGACCAGAGGACUCGCACAGAAGAGAAACCGUAUGAGUGUCCGGAUUGUGGGAAAAGUUUCAUUCUGAAUUUUCACCUGGUUAUACACCAGAGGACUCACAAAGGAGAGAAACCGUAUGAGUGUCCGGAUUGUGGGAAAAGUUUCAAUCAGAAUUCCUCCCUGUUGCAACACCAGAGGACUCACACAGGAAACAAACCAUAUCAGUGUCCAGAUUGUGGGAAAAGUUACAUUUGGAAUUCUGAGGUGGUGAUACACCAGAGGAUUCACACAGGAGAGAAACUGUAUGAGUGUCCGGAUUUUGGAAAAAGUUUCAGUCAGAAUUCCUCCCUGAUGCAGCACCAGAGGACUCACACAGGGGAGAAACCGUAUGAGUGUCCAGAUUGUGGGAAAAGUUUCGGUUUCAAGUCCAGCCUGGUGAUACACCAGAGGACUCACACAGGAGAGAAACCGUACGAGUGUCCGGAUUGUGGGAAAAGUUUCAGUCAGAAUUCCUCCCUGAUGCAGCACCAGAGGACUCACACAGGGGAGAAACCGUAUGAGUGUCCGGAUUGUGGGAAAGGUUUCAGUCAGAGUUCACACCUGGUGAUACACCAGAGGACUCACACAGGAGAGAAACCGUAUGAGUGUCCAGAUUGUGGGAAAAGUUACAUUCGGAAUUCCGACCUGGUGAUACACCAGAGGACUCACACAGGAGAGAAACCGUAUGAGUGUCCAGAUUGUGGGAAAAGUUUCGGUUUCAAGGCCAGCCUGGUGAUACACCAGAGGACUCACACAGGAGAGAAACCGUAUGAGUGUCCGGAUUGUGGGAAAAGUUUCAGUCAAAAUUCCUCCCUGAUGCAACACCAGAGGACUCACACAGGAGAGAAACCAUAUGAGUGUCCGGAUUGUGGGAAAAGUUACGUUCGGAAUUCCGACCUGGUGAUACACCAGAGGACUCACACAGGAGAGAAACCGUAUAAGUGUCCGGAUUGUGGGAAAAGUUACAUUCGGAAUUCAAGCCUGGUGAUACACCAGAGGACUCACACAGGGGAGAAACCGUAUAAACUGUAUGAGUGUCUAGAUUGUGGGAAAAGUUUCAGUCGAAAUUCCGAACUGAUGAUACACCAGAGGAGUCACACAGGAGAGAAACCGUAUGAGUGUCCAGAUUGUAGGAAAAGUUUCAGUCGGAUUUCCUACCUUGUGCAACACCAGAGGACUCACACAGGAGAGAAACCGUAUGAGUGUCUGGAUUGUGGAAAAAGUUUCAUUCGGAAUUGUGAACUGAUGAUACACCAGAGGACUCAUACAGGAGAGAAACCGUAUGAGUGUCCGGACUGUGGGAAAAGUUUCAGUCGGAUUUCCUAUCUGGUGAUACACCAGAGGACUCACACAGGAGAGAAACCAUAUCAGUGUCCAGAUUGUGGGAAAUGUUUCAGUCAGAAUUCCCACCUGGUGAUACACCAGAGGACUCACACAGGAGAGAAACCGUAUGAGUGUCCGGAUUGUGGGAAAAGUUUCAGUCGGAUUUCCUACCUGGGGAUACACCAGAGGACUCACACAGGAGAGAGACCGUAUGAGUGUCUGGAUUGUGGGAAAAGGUUCAAUCAGAAUUCCAACCUGGUGCAACACCAGAGGACUCACACAGGAAACAAACCAUAUCAGUGUCUGGAUUGUGGGAAAUGUUUCAUUUGGAAUUCCCACUCGGUGGUACGCCAGAGCACUCACAGAGGAGAGAGACCAUAUGAGUGUCUGGAUUGUGGGAAAAGUUUCAGUCAGAAUUCCCACCUGGUGAUACACCAGGGGACUCACACAGGAGAGAAACCAUAUGAGUGUCCAGAUUGUGGGAAAAGUUUCAGUCAGAAUUCCCACCUGGUGAUACACCAGAGGACUCACACAGGAGAGAAACCGUAUGAGUGUCUGGAUUGUGGGAAAAGUUUCAGUCAGAAUUCCCACCUGGUGAUACACCAGAGGACUCACACAGGAGAGAAACCGUACGAGUGUCCGGAUUGUGGGAAAAGUUUCAGUACUAGGUCUGUCCUUAUAAAUCAUGUAGCUUUACACAUUGGAGAGAAACCAUUCAAAUGCCCAGACUGUGGACGGUGCUUCACACAACAUUCCUCCCUUAGCAGACACAAGGAAAUCCACAUGAGGCAGAAGGUGAUGAGUGUAGAGACGGCUUGAAAAGUUAUUUCAUUUCUGGGCUGAUACGUUUAGUCAAAUACGUCUCAGUAUUAGAGAUGAGGUAGGAGAGAAAAAAGUGGAAAAUGUUAGUUUGAGAAAGGCUGGCUACACCUUUCUGGCUAUCAGCAGAACUUCCCAGUCAGCUGGUACAGGCCCUAAAAGAUAUAUGAAAAAAAGAUCGGAGCACUCAGAUUUUAUGAGAGAAGAUAUUAGGGACGUUCGUGGCAGUGACAAAAACCCUUGUAAAGUUUCAGAGGGAAAGGCUGUUCUGCCUCGCAGUUGAAGGUGAUGGAAAAGAGCUGCAGGAAUACGGAGUUGAGGAGAAAAGGCAUUGUGGUUCUGAGCGCAGGAAGGACCUUCAGGUUUAGGAACAGCCCCUGCUGUGAUCGUGUUUGCCUCGCAGUGCCUGCUUGUUAGCUUUUUGUGGCUGUGGGUGACAGCAGCGCCAGGAGGCUGACCCCUUUGCUACAUCCCCCUUGGUGGUGGGGAUGGAGGAAAGAGUUGCCCGGUGGGAGAGGUUUCCUUUCCAGAAAUGCAUUGUGUAAGAACCAUUUGUGGCUUUUGAGAAGGAAAAAAACUGGGUAGUGUCAGCGAUGAGGGCCAAGAUGAGGCAACGCUCCCUUCCCAAGACAUGGGAGAUGUUUCCAUUUCUUUCACUCCUCUCUCUGGGCUUCUUUUUGAAUUUUCCCCAGAAAUCCCUACAAGUAAAGAGGAACAUUAUUUGGAGCCGCUAAGUGGCAUUUUAGCUAUGCAGAUGAAUGAUCCUGAUUUUGCUGAAUUCAGAAGACACCAAAGAAUUCAAGGUUUGUUCAUUUCAGGAGCCCGAUUCAGAGAUCAGGUUAUAAUGCCUUUUUUCCCUAGGAGAUGACUUUGUAUAUGAUCCCUUUGCAGAAGGACACUGAAGAGCCGGGACCAGGCCGGGGGUGGGGAGGAAGCAAGAGGCUCUUUUGGCCUGAGCCUCAAGCUCUGAGUGGCUUCAAAUUUAAAGGUGUGCAAAGUUGUUUAAAAUACUCAAAUUAUAUUUAAU
Messenger RNA from Candoia aspera, 3837 nucleotides. Its product is annotated as zinc finger protein ZFP2-like. Bases 285 to 2810 code for a protein of 841 amino acids. Gene Ontology annotation, cellular component: chromosome. The transcript is spliced from 3 exons. Gene Ontology annotation, biological process: regulation of transcription by RNA polymerase II. Gene Ontology annotation, molecular function: chromatin insulator sequence binding. Lineage: Eukaryota; Metazoa; Chordata; Lepidosauria; Squamata; Candoiidae. The record is from RefSeq and is a predicted model, not a curated record.